AUGGGAAUGGGCACCGCGUUCGACCAGCCGCUCCCUUUUGCCGCGUGGAUGGCUCGACGUUAUCACACUCUCGAGAUGAAGGGCGAUUUGAGGAAGGGCGUUGUCACAGCAGAUCCGGGAGCUGAUGGAAAGAUCCAGUAUAACAUUACUCUGGAGAAGAAUGGCCGGUUCUCAGACGAAGAGGUGCACGACUUUCGACCUGAAUGUGCCGAGGAGUUCCCAGUUGGCGAGUCUGUUAAUGUGCUCUACAUGAUGAAGGGGGAGACAGAAAUCACCAUGUACGAGGACGAUGUGGCCAAGGAGUCUACCAGUGAGCAAAGGCUUCUGACUCGUCUGGGAUAUUUGGAGACCACGUAUCCCACGGGAAGCCGGCGAAACAUGGCGGAAGUCAUGGAAGAGUUGACCUGGUAUUUGGCCAAGGUCACCUGA
This is a messenger RNA of Colletotrichum aenigma, 429 nucleotides long. RefSeq lists its product as uncharacterized. NCBI's taxonomy places the organism in Eukaryota, Fungi, Ascomycota, Sordariomycetes, Glomerellales, Glomerellaceae. The record is from RefSeq and is a predicted model, not a curated record. Bases 1 to 429 code for a protein of 142 amino acids. The transcript is spliced from 3 exons.